Molecule: messenger RNA, 1635 nt
Organism: Leptidea sinapis
Lineage: Eukaryota; Metazoa; Arthropoda; Insecta; Lepidoptera; Pieridae
Product: zinc finger C4H2 domain-containing protein
Exons: 5
Coding region: 97-762 (221 amino acids)
Biological process (GO): positive regulation of neuron differentiation
Cellular component (GO): nucleus
Source: RefSeq, a predicted model, not a curated record
UGUAAAAUAAAAAAUAGAGGUUCUAUUUAGAGUAGUAGUGUUCUGUAUUAUUUAAUUUACGAUACAAAUUUUUUUUCAUACUUUUUUGAGCACGAUAUGACUGCUGAAAACGAGAGAGAAAUUUAUCACAAAUUAGAAGCAAUGAAAGAAAUAAGAAAUAAAACUAUUACGCUUGAGCGGUUGAAACGAAGUAUACUAAAUGAAGUCCGUAGUGGUGACCAGGAGGGGCGAUGUCUCGCGCAGUACAAGAGGGAGAUGGAACUGUUACAGCAGGAGAAGAUGAGCCAUGUUGAGGAAUUGCGACAGAUCCACGCAGACAUCAAUGCUAUGGAGACCGUGAUCAAGCAGACGGAGGAGAGCAUGUCCCGCAAGCUGUCGACGGCGGCGCGCCUGCACGACGACUACCGCCCGCUCAAGUCUGAGGUGGACCUGCUGCGGCGCCAGUGCCUGGGUCUGGAGCGCCUGCCCGACUUGCACGAGGAGGAGGGCAGCCCCAUCACGCCCGAUCGGUUCCCGUCGCUGCCGGCGAGCGGUCGUGCGGCGCCCUUCCUGCCGCCCGCGCCCCGCAAGCCGCCUCCGCCGCCGCCCGCCUUCAGGUCUGCGAUACAACAAGAUUUCCUAACCGUCUCGCUGAGACAGCAGCCGCCGCCCAUGAAGUCGUGCCUGUCGUGCCACCAGCAGAUCCACCGCAACGCGCCCAUCUGCCCGCUUUGCAAGGCCAAGAGUCGCUCCCGGAACCCCAAGAAGCCCAAGAAGAAGUAGUCACAUACCGACACACCGCCCGUCUAUAUCUUACACGUUCAUUAUAUUUGUUUGACAGUUGGAUAAAGGACAUAAUUUAUUACCUACACCCAUGCUUUAAUCCUCUAUUAAAGAUUCUAAAACAGUUAGCUUAUUGCCAAUAUUAAAACAGCCAAUGCCCAAAUAACAAUUAGUUACAUCCAAACGAGUGUUGUAAUGAAAUUCAUUACAACAUUACAUCAUCCGUUUUCAUAAUAACACACCUUUGGAGGAUAUUAUGGACUGGCAUUUUUAAUGUUAGCAGUAAGCUAACUAUUUCAGAAUCUUUUAUAGAGGAUUCAUAUUAUGGGUGUAGAUAGUAUUGUAUGCAACUGUUGAUAAUUAAGUAUUAAAACACUCAUGUGAUGCGGCUUCGCCUCGUGUGAUAAACCCGCAUUCGUGUUUUAAUACCCCUUAUUACACAACAGUUGCAUAAAUAACUAUUGAUCCACAUUUGAAAGUGCGGGCCAAAAUAUGUGCCAUAUUAUGUCAGAACUUGUCGCCCUAAAACUAAAGUGACAGCUUCAGUGUCAUUAUCAAUGUUUUGGAAGACAAAAUCUAGCAAACUUUUUAAUUUUUUUUAUUGUCACACAAACUAUGGUAUCGACACUACGCAGCAGAAAAGAGUACACUGUACAUUUUACAAGUCAGUUAUUUAUUGCCAAACAAUUUGUGAUGUAAUAAAGAUAAUUGAAUUAGUUAAUAAGGUUAAUAUAAUAAGAUUAAUAUUUAAGUACAUUGUAUUUGCAAUAGAGGUAUAUUAUACAAUACUGCCUCCAUGUGAAGUGUAAAUAAGUCGGUUAAGUUAUUUAUUAGUGUCCCACUUUACAUUACAACAACCUGAUUUAAGUGGAA